GCGAGGCUCAAAUGUUGCGCGUUUCGUUUUCACUUCAAGCGUAGAGGCGUAAACAUGCACAAUGUCAUCCUGUCUGGGCAGAUGACGGCUGAAAACAACAGUGCUAGGAAAGAAAACAUUUUUCGAAAUGUGUCAGGAUGGUUGCCAAUCAUAUUUGAAGGAUACUCCGACCGUUACACCCACGAUACUGAUCUCCAUGUCACAAUGCAAAAAUCUUCAAAAUAGUGGUUGACUGAGGCAGUGAGAGGAGCAGUAGAAUGAGUGUUUCGGAGGACGGGGCAGGAGCCACUGUGAGGAUGACUCGCUCGUAAACAGGCACCACAGCGAGCGCUAUCCCCAGCCACUGACUGUGCCACGGUCCAGCUGCCGACAGCAUGCAGAAUAUUCGUCAAGCAGCGACAGACGCCUUCCACCGACUGGGUCUGAAGCAAAGACACCUGGGAUAUGAGGAGUUGGGCGAUGGCUCGUACGGAGAGACUCCCCAAGCUCACUGGUUCCACACCCUCCAGGUGCGGCGGCUGAGGGUGCACAGGGGCCGCAGCAACAGUGACCCGCUCGGGGGCAAGAGCUUCCAGCAGGAGUUCCAGUGGAACACUGGCCUGCAGUUUGGCACGGCCACUUCCUACCUGAACCUGGAGAAACUGGGGGAGGGAACCUACGCAACAGUGUACAAGGGAAUAAGCAGGAUAAAUGGGCACUUGGUGGCUCUGAAAGUGAUCCGUACGAAGACAGAGGAGGGAGUCCCAUUCACCGCCAUCAGAGAGGCUUCUCUUCUGAAAGGAUUAAAGCAUGCCAAUAUAGUGUUACUCCAUGACAUCAUCCACACGCGAGAGUCUCUCACCUUCGUCUUUGAGUAUGUGCAAACAGACUUGGCCCAGUACCUGACCCAGCACCCAGGGGGCCUGAACCCGUAUAACGUGAGGAUCUUUAUGUUCCAGUUAGUGAGGGGUCUGUCUUACAUCCACGGCCAUAGAAUACUCCACCGGGACCUGAAGCCUCAGAACCUCCUCAUCAGCUACCUGGGAGAACUCAAACUAGCAGACUUUGGUUUGGCUCGCUCCAAGUCCAUUCCCUGUCAGACCUACUCCGCAGAGGUCGUGACCUUGUGGUAUCGACCCCCCGACGUCCUGCUGGGCUCCACCGACUACUCAACAGCACUGGACAUUUGGGGGGCUGGGUGCAUUUUCAUUGAGAUGCUGCAGGGGGCGCCAGCGUUUCCUGGAGUGGCCGACGUGUUUGAACAGCUCCAGAAGAUCUGGGCUGUCCUGGGUGUGCCCACAGAGGAGAAUUGGCCAGGGGUGAGCCAACUGCCCAACUAUAAACCAGAAUGGUUCCUGCCCUGCAAACCCAAGCAAUUCCGAGACGUUUGGAAAAGGUUAGCCCAGUUGCCCUAUAAGACAGAGGAUCUGGCCAUGCAGAUGCUGCUGGCCAUCCCUCGAGAGCGCAUCUCGGCCCAGGAUGCACUGCAGCACCCCUACUUCAACACGCUGCCAACCCCACUCCUGCAGCUCAGAGACACUGUGUCUGUGUUUAAGGUGCCUGGCGUCAGACUGGAGGCAGAGGCCAGAGACAUCUUCAGCCCCACCAGACGAAUAAAAUCCUCCCUCGUUCCACUAGCCAAAUGCUGGUGAUGGGACCCUCCUGUACAGACAUGCGCACACCCACACACACACACACACACACACACACACACACACGCACACACGCACGCACGCACGCACGCAAGCG
Messenger RNA from Clupea harengus (Atlantic herring), 1728 nucleotides. RefSeq names its product cyclin dependent kinase 15 (gene cdk15). The record is from RefSeq and is a predicted model, not a curated record. Gene Ontology annotation, biological process: protein phosphorylation. Gene Ontology annotation, molecular function: ATP binding; cyclin-dependent protein serine/threonine kinase activity; cyclin binding. Gene Ontology annotation, cellular component: nucleus; cytoplasm; cytosol. Lineage: Eukaryota; Metazoa; Chordata; Actinopteri; Clupeiformes; Clupeidae.